Molecule: messenger RNA, 789 nt
Organism: Ylistrum balloti
Lineage: Eukaryota; Metazoa; Mollusca; Bivalvia; Pectinida; Pectinidae
Exons: 4
Coding region: 1-789 (262 amino acids)
Cellular component (GO): plasma membrane
Source: RefSeq, a predicted model, not a curated record
AUGGCCCUGACCCAGUGGAAGGUUCACCUCGUGAUAUUCUUUCUAUCCUCUGUACUCACUCCGUUAAGUACAAAUGCCACCUAUGACAGAGAAAACGAUACAUGCAGACUGAUUCCAGAAAACCAUAUACGCGAUGCAUUAACAGUUUGGAAAUUUCUGCGAGUAAACGAUAAAUUACAAAAGAGUGAUCUGAUACUUGGCCUCGGAAGUCACGAUAAAAGAGUUGCUAUGGAGGCGUCUCGUCUCUGGUUAAACGGAUACGGAGACUUUCUGAUGUUUUCUGGCAAAUCCGGAAAUUUAACAAGAGGGCGAUGGCGUAAAAGUGAAGCCGAGAUAUUUCGUGAUGUGGCGGUUUCCCUGGGAGUACCAGAAAACAAAAUACUUACUGAAGAAAAUUCUCAAAAUACCGGCGAAAAUUUUAAAUACAGUUACAAACUGUUGAAGCGAAAUGAUAAGAUACCUAAAACGUUAAUCAUUGUCCAGAAACCCCACAUGGGGCUUAGAACAGUAGCGACUUUUAAAAAACAGUGGCCGGGUAACCAAGCGGAAGUGGCAUUGAUGGUGACGUCACCAAAUAUUUCCUUGCUAGACUACCCUAAUGAUGACGUAGGCGACUUAGAAGAUGUUAUAUCUGUGUUGAUUGGCUACCUACAACGUAUCAAAGUGUACGGAGAGACCGGUUUCCAGAGUUAUCAUUACUUACCCAGAAUUGUAUGGGAUGCUUUCGUCCGACUCAAGUCGUCCACACUUUACUCGUCACAUCUACUUAAAGACACGUGUGACCGUUAA